Messenger RNA from Silurus meridionalis, 5580 nucleotides. It is a transcript of the gene ngfra, whose product is annotated as nerve growth factor receptor a (TNFR superfamily, member 16). Gene Ontology annotation, biological process: Rho protein signal transduction. The coding region runs from base 321 to 1364 and encodes 347 amino acids. Gene Ontology annotation, cellular component: plasma membrane; cell surface. Gene Ontology annotation, molecular function: death receptor activity; coreceptor activity; nerve growth factor binding. The transcript has 6 exons. NCBI's taxonomy places the organism in Eukaryota, Metazoa, Chordata, Actinopteri, Siluriformes, Siluridae. The record is from RefSeq and is a predicted model, not a curated record.
CAGACAGCGCAGCGCAGCGCGGGACAGGACGCACACAUAUACGCACAAAGGUGCACGGGCAGACACACACACACACACACACACACACACACACACACACACACACACACACACACACACACACACACACUCGAGCAUCGGGCUGGGAGCGCGCACGGGCGCGCGCAGAAGGAGGAGAGCACUUGGGUGCUGAAGUCCCACGCACGGCUCUGAGCCUCGUCUUCCACACAGGACUUACUAUGAGCUGCUCGCGCCGGGGUGACCGUUAGCUGCUGCUGCACUGCACUCAGAGAGGGACAAAGCGGACAAGAUUUACAGCCAUGGACACUUUAACGUGGACGUUGCUUUGCGCGGCGGUGGCAGUAGUGUGUGGCUCUACACUAGAGUUACCCUUGGAGGAGGAGUGUGAGUCUGGUCGCUUCACCAGAAGUGGCGAGUGCUGUAUAGAGUGUCCACCAGGGGAGGGGGUGAUCACCCCAUGUGGAGUUACUCAAACUGAGUGUGGCCAGUGCCUUGACAGUGAGACCUAUUCGGACACAUACAGUCUCACGGACAAGUGUCAGACCUGUACGGAGUGCACUGGGCUCAUGCGCAUGGAGACGCCAUGCACCGACUCAAACAAUGCCGUGUGCGUGUGCGAUUAUGGCUACUACAUGAGCACAGAAACUGGUGGCUGUGAGCCGUGCACAGUGUGUCCACGUGGUCAUGGGGUCUACAUUCGCUGCGAGCCUGAACAUGACACGAUAUGUGAGCCGUGUGAGGAGGACACGUACUCGGACCAAGAGAGCUCACUGGAUCCAUGCAUGCCCUGCACCAUCUGCAACGAUGGCUCAGAAGAAUUGGAAACACUGAGGGAGUGCUCGUCCACUGCCGAUGCCAUGUGUUAUGAUCCUCUGGCUCCAACCAUGGCGUCUCCCAGUUCUCCUCCUGAGUUGCCUUCGGAUGAACUGAGAACCCCUGGCCCAGAUGAGGACAGCACCACAACCAAGCCAAGCACACCUCGCUUUAUCGGCAGUGGACUCAAUGAGAACCUCAUCCCCAUCUACUGCUCCACCCUGGCAGCCGUGCUCAUCGGCUUGCUCGCAUACAUCGUCUUCAAGAGAUGGAACAGCUGCAAGCAGAACAAACAAGCGGCCAACAACCGAGCAGCUACAGCCAACCAGACAUCUCCGUCGCCGGAAGGAGAGAAGCUCCACAGUGACAGUGGCAUCUCUGUGGACAGCCAGAGCCUUCAGGAGCAGCAGCAGCUGCAGACACAGGCUGAGGCUCACACACAGACCCAAACUCAGCUCCACGUGCCUGAACAGAUCGUGGUGAGGGUGGAUGGAGGGGCACAGUCGGACUCUCCGCCAUCACAGGCAUGAAAGGAGCAACCAAAGGAGGUUUCACCAUUAAGCAGAUGAAGGAAAAGCAAUUCAAGUAAAAGCAAAGUGGUGGGAAGUGAGAAGAGGAAGAAAGUGGCAUGUUGUUUUGGUAGCUGACAGUGGCCAUCAGCAAGAAUUAAACCCAGUAUGGACAUAUCCCUGAUGCACUGGAUUUGAGGGCUUGGAGAACUUCAGCAAUCAGAUGUUGUGGGCCAUAAUCUUUACUUCUACAGAAAUGACAUCACAUUAUUCACAUUCUCUAAUGUCAAAACCUUAUAGACUGAAACCCAGUUCAGAUCAUACCAGCAGCUGUCAUUUGUAAUGGCACUUUGGUCUAAAUUGGGCUUCAUAUAGCACUGUCCUCUAACAACACGGCUCAUUAUACACCACCGAACCAAAUCUAAAUGGCCUUAUAGCAUUCCUUAAUGUACUGUCAAUGAUGUAUACUCCAAAAUAUUUGUAUGUAAACCAUGCAUUUGUUCCCCCUAACAAACUAAUCAACAAGCUAGUCAUCUCAAACCAACUGAAAAUCACCAAAACCCAAGCAAAGCCACUUUGCGUUUUAAAGAUACUCUUAGAGCUCAGAAAGCAGGCCUGCUUUUCAGACUGACUGCAGCCGAUGCCUCCUGCUCCGGAUUAUCUGAUUCCACCAAACUCGGAUGAAUAAGAGAUCUACAUCUGGACCUAUGACACAUAUAGGCUGUACAUGGACUCCACAAGAAUGCCUCAAUCGCACUAACCUCCUUUGCUUGGAUUUUAACUCUAUUCCUAAUAUUCUUUAUUUGUACCCCUGAUUAGAAAAUAGGUUUAAAAAGCAUGUCUUUGAGGUGUUGGUCAGAUUCCUUCCUUCAAAGUUGUGUACAGAGAUAUGAAAGGUCGCCCUUUAAAUCCAGGUCUGUUAGUGGUGCUGUUUUCACCCCUAAUGGUGGAUCGUGAGGGGAAGCUAAAUCUGUAUCAGCACGUGUAGGCGACAUCUUGAAAAGGUGACAUUUACUGACCUUUACGUAUGUAAUGACUCACAUCUAUACUUAGCACACCCUCUGUAUCUCUCUCUCUCUCUCUCUCUCUCUGAACAGCUAUCUUUUUUUGAUAUACCCACAAUCUCUGUUUCCUCCACACAUACACACAUACUGUAAGUAAAUCGUAUUCCCUCCGCUAUUCCCUCACUUCCACCCAGGUUUAUGUUACUGUGCUGAGUUGUACAGUUCUCGAUUCACCGAAAGCAAACUAUAUCAGGUGAGGUGGAUGCAAUUCUGCACAGCAGAGGGAGUAAGCUUAAUACAUUACCCUCUCCUUUCAUACACAUACAGAUCAUUAGUGCAAUUCCCAGACUCAAUAUUCAAUGAUUCAUCUUCACAUUUAUGUUUACCUCUCUAAGUUUCACUCAAAGGCUGACUAACCCAGCUUUGAGGAGCAAGGGUAAAUGAUUCAUGCCGUGGUUGGUGAGUGGGCCACAUGUGGUAAACCGGGGUCCAUUAGAUGUUCUAAUGUGGUUGCACUUUAUAGCCAGCUCAGCAUCUUAGGAAUAUAAGUGGUUAUGACUGGCUGCAAGUGCUAUAUCACUGUACUGGUGGUAAGGCAGUUAAAAUAAAUGGGUCUAACCAGCAUCCUUAAAGGUUUAUCAGUUAGUUCCUUUUGGGCUUCUUUUGAAUUAUAUGUGUAGAACCCUUCAACUAAAGGUUUCUCUGGAGAAGCCAUGUCCCAGUCUAGAUAGUGUUUUUCUUCAGGCAAAGUCCAAUCAGACUACAUGUCUAAUUGGUGGACUGAUUAUAAAUGUUAGCAAAGCAAUCAAAGCAAAGAAACUGAGAAUGGUGCAAAUGCAGAAUUUGUUCUUGAUUUUCAAGUACAAAGAAAUGAGAGAUUCGAACAUGGCAACAGAGUAACAGGGUUACUCUUCUUCAAGUGUAUCAAAUGAAAAUAAUGACUAACUGGUCCAGCUUUUAAAUGUAUCAUGCCACCUUGUGUGAAUGAAUUAUUUUUUUUAUGUAUUUCAGUAGUUUAGCUCAACACAUAGUAUCAAAUGUCUUUAAAAAAUCCUAAGCGGUGUGUCAGGAGGUAACAGGAAAGAAAGGAAGAACGAGAAGUGUGAAUUUUCAUGUCGUUCACUCGGUUUAAUACAACCACCAUAACAAAACCAAUUUCAUUUGCUUUGCUUUUUUCCCCAUAAGGAUGUCAUCCCUCAAUUGCCAAAUAAGCAUAAGAAGUGCAUCGAGUACACACAUACACAUAUAUAGUUUUACUGUGUCUAGUGCAUGGCUUUGUAGUUUACUACACAAUCCACAAUGGGAGCUUGUAAUCUAGUGCAUCACUCUCAGGUCACUGGGCACAAACUGAGGAAUGGCAGCGGGAUUCAAACUGCAAUAAAUAACCACUAUAGUAUUGAUCAAACUUUGUUUAACGAGCACAGUAUUGACACAUUUUUUCUAUUUUACUCAGGCAUAUCUAAUGUAAAUAGCUGACAUUAAAAAAAGUACUGCAUACUGAAAUGACUGUACAUUUACUUCUUUCUGUAGCAUUGAGCUUGGAGCAGCUGAAAGAUGCCCUCGUGGUCAGAUGUUAGCUUGGCAGAACCUUGUGUGUACCAUAGCCUUAUUGCUUUGCUCCUUUGUUUCGCUUCACUUGACUAAUAUGAGCUUCGGCUUGGCGUGAUAAGCUGAAGUCAGUAUUCACCUCCUGUCUGGCAGAGCAAUAGAGAGUCUGUUCUUGCGCAUUAUAGUUCAGAGCCGUCCCACUCGCUCAGCUGGGUGCUUUCCAUUAAAUCAUUCUAUGGAGCAUAUCAUUGGCCUCUGCAGCUAGUCGCUGUGUUGGAGUUUAAUGCGUUUUAUGGCUCCAUUGACUCACUCAUGGAGCUCUACUCUACCGUUUUGCUGAAAGCACUUACAGGUGAAAAAGAAAGACAAGUUGCUUUAUUGUUUUUUUCCCCUUCUCUUGAUAGUUUUCUCUGUGAACGCAUAAGGUGACAGACUACAGCUGUUGUCUUUGGCGCAAACAGAAAAACAAAAGAGAAGCUAUUGCUUUUGCAGGACAUGAUGUUCCUUCAGUUAUAUCUUUGGAGUAUUGAUAUUUUCAUACUAUUAAAAAGUGAUUGGAUAAGAAAGUACUACUAGUAUGAAAUGAUCGUGAUCACGGAUAUUCCUUUAUGAACUGCUCCAAUGGCACAACGAAGCACUUCUAUAUUCAGUGUCUCAGUGUACAGUCUUCACUCAAUAACCAGCUUUUACUUUCAUUGAUCACCCAAGGACGAGUAUAGAAUGUACACAAGCCUGGUGAUUAAUAUUCAUAUGCAAAAUGUGUUGCGCUAGCUAACUCUGUCCUAUCUUAUGUUCAGUUCUAUUUUUUUAAAUGUAGUCCUGUUCUUUUAUAAAAAAAAAACAAAAAAACAUGCUUUCAUUUCUUGAUAGAAUUACCUUUUCAAAGCAGAAUUUUAUAAAGACAGUUUACUUUUGUAGCACUUAAACUGAUUGAAUUAGUACACUCAAAGAGUAUCCAGCACCACAAAGUGCCUGUGGACUAUGUCAGGUGUCUUUGAGCUACAUUCAUAAAGUUGCAUCGCUUUGCUCUAUUUUCUUUUUUUUUCUUUUUAUGCCUGAUCUGUAUAAAAUGCAAGUUGUGUGUAUGCUUUCUACAUUUUAUUGGAUCUUUAGUAAAGAGAAGAUGGUCAUUAAGAUUACAGGGACAUUAUAUCAUUAUCCAGAUAAAUUACAUCCAGAUUAAUGUUGAACAGAAGUGGGAUUGAAGAUUCACUAGCAACACAUGCUAUAUAUUCUUACUAUUAUGAAGUAAGAAGCAGAAACUAUAAUCUAAUUUCAUUUCCUGUGUUAUUAUUAUACCAUUCUAUGCAUUUACAGGAAUGAUCUAAAUAAAGUAAUCUUGACUAUGGGUACUGCAGUGGCAAGUGACCGUACUUGAUGUGAAUUUGUGUUGAACACGUUCCUUUAAAACUUUGCUUUAGAUGGACACACAGACACUCUUAAGAGGCCAUAUGCUUAGAUGAUGUCAAGGGUGAUUCUCAGAGGGGAAUUCACUCUCAGUUCCUGCUCCCCUAAUGGGGAUGAAUGUUAAUUGUACUUAUUAUUAUGUACAAUGUAGCCCAUAUUCUCCAAUGCAUUGCAUAAAUGUGACAGAAGAAUUUCACAUAGUUGUUAUGACAGUACACUUAUGGAAAUGACAAAUGAAACAAAUUAGUUAUCUAAUAGAAUAAAACCAAAUAUGAUUG